AUGUUAUCAGUGUCAUGUUCAUCUUCCAUUCUUCACUUUCUUCCCGGUUCCGACCCUCCUUACAAGAUUCUAGAAGAACAUCCUUAUCUUAAACUCCUCGCAAAAUGCAAAAACAUCAACACCUUCAAGCAAAUUCACUCACUUGUCAUCAAAACCGGUCUCGACAACACCGUUUUCGUUCAAAGCAAACUCAUCCAAUUCUGCGCCGUUUCACCUUCCGGCGACCUCUCCUACGCUUUCUCCCUCUUCGCAGAAAACCAACAACAGCACAAACACAACCACUUCGUUUGGAACUCUCUCAUUCGUGGCCAUUCUUUGAGCUCUUCUCCCAUAUCCUCUUUGCACCUUUUUACUCGCAUGCUUUACUAUGGCCUUCAACCAAAUUCUCACACUUUGCCAUUCCUCUUCAAGUCUUGCGCCAAAUCAAAGGCUAUCUGUGAAGGUAAACAGCUCCACGCUCAUGCUUUGAAGUUGUCGCUUCAUUUUCAUCCACAUGUUCAUACUUCGCUCAUUCAUAUGUACGCUUCUGUUGGUGAAUUGGACCUUGCACGGUUGGUGUUUGAUAAGAGUUCUCUGAGAGAUGCGGUUUCUUUUACAGCUCUUAUUACUGGGUAUGUCUCUCAGGGUUAUGUGGAUGAUGGUAGAAGACUUUUUGAUGAAAUUCCCACCAAAGAUGUGGUGUCUUGGAAUGCUAUGAUUGCUGGGUAUGUUCAAAGUCGUCGUUUUGAAGAAGCUAUUGCAUGCUUUCAUGAGAUGCAGGAGGCAAAUGUCUCACCCAAUAAGAGUACAAUGGUGCGGUGA
Lathyrus sativus (Indian pea) is the source of this 801-nucleotide messenger RNA. The record is from the annotation of a GenBank genome assembly. Lineage: Eukaryota; Viridiplantae; Streptophyta; Magnoliopsida; Fabales; Fabaceae.